This is a messenger RNA of Phoenix dactylifera (date palm), 2969 nucleotides long. RefSeq names its product pachytene checkpoint-like protein. Lineage: Eukaryota; Viridiplantae; Streptophyta; Magnoliopsida; Arecales; Arecaceae. Gene Ontology annotation, cellular component: chromosome; nucleus. Gene Ontology annotation, biological process: reciprocal meiotic recombination; meiotic recombination checkpoint signaling. Gene Ontology annotation, molecular function: ATP hydrolysis activity; ATP binding. The record is from RefSeq and is a predicted model, not a curated record.
AUGCAUCAACCGCUCGUCCUGGUACACUGCCGCACGACAAGCGGCGGUGAUUUUCGGGCGCACGGCCGAUAAUUUCCCCUUUUGUAUCGUCAAGUCUCUUUUUUAAUUCCCGCUCAGUUCAAAUGGUCUUAGCGUUCGGUUGGAUCGAGGGAAUCGAAAUUUCGAGCACCGCCCAAUCUAGGGUUUCCAUCAUCUUGGCUCCCACCUUCUCUCCUUCCCUUCACCCAAUCCUCUCGCCCAGCUUCCUUCGAAUCGCCCGAUAGCGCUUAGGAGUGGAGGGGAAUGAUCUCACCGAUGGAAGUUUCUCUCCAUAAUCCCUCCGACAUUGGAGAGGUCUCCAGGCCGGAGGGCGUCUCCGACUCCAACUCCACUCCGAUCCCGGCGGCAGACGAUAAAGUUCUGGUUUCAGUUGAGGUCUGCUUGAAUCCCUCCAGCACGGCUCGCAUUGAAGACGUUCGGGCCGCUGUAGAAAGGAUGCUUGAGAAGAGGAGUUUAAGCUAUGUCGACGGUCCUGUUCCAGUGCCUGUUGAUGAUACUUUUCUUCUCGAAAAUGUAAAAAAAAUCUUAAUCUGUGACACAGAUGAGUGGGUGGACAACCAUAAAGUCCUUUUGUUCUGGCAAGUCAGGCCUGUUGUGCAUGUGUUUCAGCUUAGUGAAGAGGGUCCAGGUGAGGAACUGAGUGGAGAUGAUAUGCUUUCAAUCUUCAAUGAGUGGGUUCUACCUGCUAAAGAAUUUGAUGGAUUGUGGGAAAGCUUAAUUUAUGAAACUGGUCUCAAGCAGCGGUUGCUGCGGUAUGCUGCUAGUGCUCUGUUGUUUACAGAGAGGGGUGUAGAUCCUUGUCUUGUUUCAUGGAACCGGAUUAUCCUUUUGCAUGGACCUCCAGGAACUGGAAAGACAUCUUUGUGUAAAGCGUUGGCUCAAAAACUUUCUAUACGCUUGAAGUCAAGGUAUUCGCAAUGCCAAUUGGUGGAAGUUAACGCUCAUUCCCUAUUUAGCAAAUGGUUUUCUGAAAGUGGCAAAUUGGUUGCGAAACUUUUCCAGAAAAUCCAGGAGAUGGUGGAGGAAGAAAAUAACCUUGUAUUUGUUUUGAUUGAUGAAGUUGAAAGCCUUGCUGCUGCUAGACAGGCUGCCCUAUCUGGCUCUGAACCUUCAGACUCCAUUCGAGUUGUCAAUGCUUUGCUUACUCAGAUGGACAGAUUGAAAUCAUCGCCAAAUGUAAUCAUUUUGACAACAUCAAACAUAACUGCAGCAAUCGAUAUUGCAUUUGUUGACCGAGCAGACAUCAAGGCAUAUGUUGGCCCGCCUACUCUUCAAGCCAGAUACGAGAUACUGAGAUCCUGCUUACAAGAACUUAUACGUACUGGAAUACUUUUGUAUCCUCAGGGUCAUGAUCAUUUCUCAUUUCCAAACUAUUCAACCGUAAAAGAGAAACUCUACACCUCUAACAUAGGGGAACUUGAGGAGCCAUUUCAUCUCUCCAGACUUUUGCUUGAAGCUGCAGAAGAAUGCCAGGGAUUAAGUUGUAGAUCUUUGAGAAAGCUUCCUUUCUUAGCACAUGCAGCUCUUACGAACCCCAACAGUUGUGAGCUAAUCAAGUUUCUGUACACAUUAAGAGAGACCGCCCGAAGAGAGCUCUCUGAGUUGCACGCUUAAACCUUCAAAAUUGAGUGUACUUGUAAAGUGUGUUGCACUUAGCCUCAGUUCCAUCUGCCGUCUCAAUUUUUGUUGGCAGUUUUAUGAUAAUCUACAUCCCCUUGGCUAUAACAGGAAUUACAGGUAACACUACCUUAUUGCUUCAUCAAGUAUUUGAUCAAAGGUCAUAGCAAUUAAAGUACAAAGCAAAAUCUUCCAAUGUUCUUGGUGCUGAUUUAGAGCAGAGAUUCUAAAUGGUUGAAUUAAUGGGGAGAUAAAUUGUAUACAGAGUUAAACCAAUGUUAAACCAAUGUUCUUGGUGCUGAUUUAGAGCAGAGAUUCUAUGCUUGAAUUAAUAGGGAGAUAAAUUGUAUACAGAGUUAAAUCAAUGUUAAAGAUUUCAUGUUCAUGUUUUUUGUAUAAUUCUAAGCUAAACCUUAGGUGACAUGCAUUGAAAUUGGUCACCGAACCUUUCGGAUGGUACCGUCUUUUGCCCUCUAAACAAGAGGUGGGAGGUUUGGUUCCGGGUAACCAUGAUUUUCCCCUUCGACCCCUGAUUAAUUUCUUGAUUCUACCAGCAGUGGCUCGAUCUACUCAAGGACCUGAGUUUUGGAUCAGAUGCAAGAGAAUGAGGUGUGGGAUUAGAACCAUUCUAAAAAUAAAAAUAAAAAUAAAUCUUUUGUUGCAGUGUUCAUACCGUGGAUAUAUGCUUGUUUGUGUAUCUUCUUUCAUGAUUAAUGCAAUUGGGUGACAAAGAUCUAUUGGUAUAUGUGUGCUAUUUCUGAUCAACCUUAAAAGAACCCCCCAUAUGCAACAAUGACCCUAAUAUCUCAAAAUCAUAAGAUAUAACAUCCAUUUAAGUUUGUACCUGUGCAAAGAAGGUUAAUUGUCUCUUGCUCAGCCUUUGCAAGAAAACGCACCUGAUCAUGCAUCCUUCAUAAGUUGAGCCAAAGUUUGCCAAUUUUUGGGUUUGUCAUGAUCGAAGAAGUGUGAGCUCUGGUUCGAGCAAUGGUAUGGAGCAACUUGGUGGUGUGAAAUUUCCAACACGUAACACAAUCUAUCUACAUGGUAGCCUUUAAUAUCAAAGAAAGCACCUGAUCAUCCACAUAUAUAUAUAUAUAUAUAUAUCUAUAUAUACAACACUUAAAUGAGGAAUUUAAUUAUUUGGAGUGCAUCUCCGAUUUACAUGAAUAACAAUUGUAAUGAGAGGAGAGGAAAUUCAUUCUUGCGUCAUGCUGAGCAUCGCAAAUACAUACAUAACGCGACAUCCAUUCCAUUUUCUCAACUACAUACGAACCCAACACAGAGGGGAAAAACAAACCACAGUUCAGUGAGAG